UAAACAACUCUGAAACAGCAUUGUACCCCCCAUUUAAACACUAUAUCAGGUGUUUGUUGUACAGCGCCGACUCUCGGCGCUUCGUGUUAUUACAUGGCGUGAAGAGAGCAGUGCCCACAACAAACGCGGACAGAAGGGCACAGACCCCUGGAGUAAAAGCGGACUCUCAAACAUCUUUUCUUUUCUCUUUUUUAAAUACGACCUACAGCGGGAUAUUCCUUCAACCACGUCCUUCAGGAUGGCAGAUGCUGAGGAAAAAAUCAAUACCUGUGGGACAAUAUGCCUCAAAUACCUUCUGUUCAUCUUCAAUCUUUUCUUUUGGCUGGCAGGUGGCGCUGUGAUGGCAGUGGGACUAUGGACUCUGGUGGAUAAAAGCGACUACAUCAGCCUUCUGUCCUCCAGCACCUACUCGGCCGCGGCCUUCAUCCUGAUUGGUGCGGGGGCCGUCGUGGUGCUCACCGGGAUACUGGGCUGCUGCGCCACCAUCAGGGAACAAAGAGGUCUUCUUGUAGUGGUAAGAGAGCAUUAUGGUCAGAUUAUAUUACCUAAACUGUGUAAUCUAAUGCAUUACAUUACUAACGGCUGUGGAGUCAGAGACCACCCAUCCAACAUCUACAAAGUGGAGGGAGGCUGCAUAUCCAAACUAGAGGAGUUUAUACUUCAGCAUCUGAUUAUUUUGGGCUCAGUGGGUCUUGGGAUUGCAUUCAUUCAGAUUGUGGGGAUGAUUUUUACCUGCUGCUUGUAUCAAAGUUUGAAAGAAGAAAUAUACUGAGAAAGAAGAUACUUAUUCACACCAACACCAAAAAAGCCUUCCUGCUGUCUGCAUUACUGUCUGUUACUGUUUGGUUUCAUGAAUGUGUCACAAUAACGCAGGAUGACCGCUCAAUAUGUCUUGGCUGCAGGACAGUCGUUCUGGAAAUGGAACUUAAAUUGUUUUGUUUUAAGCAAAAGUUUUUAGAAGCAGUGUGUUCAAACUUUUUUCAGUACAAAUAAAUCAGUGAAAUUGUUUUAUUUUAUUUCUGUCAGUUAUACUCUCACAAAUGCCUUCAAAGACAUACAGAAUUUGUCUGGCAUUUAUUACUAAACAUUAGAUAAUUAUUAGCACCCUUUCAACAUUAAUAUGGGUUGUAAUCUUUAAUCAUAAAAUGACAGACAUGAAUUUUUACAUGC
Molecule: messenger RNA, 1170 nt
Organism: Sinocyclocheilus grahami
Lineage: Eukaryota; Metazoa; Chordata; Actinopteri; Cypriniformes; Cyprinidae
Product: CD151 antigen-like
Exons: 6
Coding region: 239-772 (177 amino acids)
Biological process (GO): cell migration
Cellular component (GO): plasma membrane
Source: RefSeq, a predicted model, not a curated record